This is a messenger RNA of Electrophorus electricus (electric eel), 7182 nucleotides long. Its product is annotated as CREB-regulated transcription coactivator 2. NCBI's taxonomy places the organism in Eukaryota, Metazoa, Chordata, Actinopteri, Gymnotiformes, Gymnotidae. Gene Ontology annotation, molecular function: cAMP response element binding protein binding. Gene Ontology annotation, biological process: positive regulation of transcription by RNA polymerase II; protein homotetramerization. Gene Ontology annotation, cellular component: cytoplasm; nucleus. The record is from RefSeq and is a predicted model, not a curated record.
CACUGGGUUGUAGAAGAUGUCUGCCGCGGGUGCUGGAGGUUGCGGACCCGGGCCAGGACCCAGUGUCGGUCCUGGAUCCGGGGCCUCCAACCCACGAAAGUUUAGCGAGAAAAUAGCCUUGCACACUCAACGUCAGGCUGAAGAGACAGCUGCUUUUCAGGAGGUUAUGAUGGACAUUACCUCGACACGGAUUCAGGCUCAGAAGCUGCGGCUGGCUAGAACACAGGGCCUUUACUAUGGUGGCUCCCUACCAAAUGUCAACCAGAUUGGAAGGAACAACCCUGACCUUCAGGGCCCAUUACACUCUAAUCUGGACUCCAGUCGUUCCACGCGGCACCAUGGCCUGGUGGAGAGAGUCCACAGAGACAGACGCUUCAUCUCUCCCAGUCGGCCAUACAGGAGACAAAUGGACAGCUCUCAUUGCAGCUCUGCUUACCUGUCUCCACCGUCCGACCCCAGCUGGAGAAGGAACUGGUCCGGUAAUUUCUCCAUGGACAAGAACCCGUUGUUCCGUCUUCCCACCACAGCACUCAGCAGAACAAACUCAGACUCUGCCCUGCACACCAGUGUGAUGAAUCCUCCCCCAUCAGAUUCAUUUAGUGCUGCUCACACCAUAAACCCCCAGGGACGGCGGAGUGGUUUGACGGAGGGUGACGAACGGAGAAUGUUCCCAUACCCAGUCCCCCCCAUAGAGGAAAAUGUGUUGGAUGAAGGCAAGCUUCUGAAACCAUGGGACACCAAGAAGUUACCUCUGCUGUCCUCGCGACCAAAGUCUUGUGAAGUCCCUGGAAUCACUAUAUUCCCCUCACCAGACCAGCAGUCUGGUGCCCCUCAUGUGCCGUCCGCGUUGAAUACGGGGGGUUCUCUGCCAGAUCUGUCUAGUCUGCACUUCCCCUCCCCCCUGCCAACACCACUGGACCCAGACGAGCCUGGCUACCCGUCCCUCAGCGGGGGCAGCAGCACUGGCAACCUGGCCUCCACCCUCACUCAGCUCGGCAUCAACACCACCACUGCCUUCCACUCUCCAGGUCUCUUGGCCUCUCUACAGGGCACACUCAGUAAUCCCUCCCUCCAGUCGUCCCUUAGCAACCCCAAUAUCCAGUCAUCUUUGAGCAGCCAGUCCUUCCCCAACUCCCUUAGCUCCACCUCUCUGCAGUCAUCACUUAGCAACCCCUCCAUACAGUCCUCUCUCAGCUCCUCCCCUUCUAUGCAGUCCUCCCUCAGCAACCAGUCCCUGCACUCCUCCCUGAGUAACUCUUCCCUAAGUGGCCAGUCCCUGCAGUCAGCAGCGAACACGGUGGCUGGCUCGGGCCCCUGUCUGGGUUCGUUCCCGCCGCACUUACCUGGCCAGGUGCAGCCACCGCUGGCCACCUCCCCCAGGAAACGAACGCAGCUCUCGCCGCUCAACCUGCCCAUGGGACCGGAGUCCCGCAGGCAUCAUUCCAAACAGUUCUCCCCCAUCUCCUCCCCCACGCUGUCUGCCAUCACACAGGGUGUUCCAUUGGAUACCAGUAAGCUAAUGAUGGACCAGCGGUUACCGCCAUACCCGUACAGCCAGUCGCAGCACGUCCAGAGUGCUGACGCACAGAAAGGCGGCCCCUCGCCACAGUCCGGCCCUGCGACGGCCCAGCAGCAGCACCACCACCACCACCAGCACGCGGCCCAGCCGCAACAGCAUCACCCGCACCGCCCGCCGGGCCACUUGCCCUCGUCCGCCAUGCAGCUGCACAUGCACAACAUGCAGAACCUGCGCAAGAGCCAGAACUUUCAGCAGCAGCAGCAGCAGCAGCGGCGGCGACAUGGCCCCCAACUGCAGGCUCCGCAGGAGCAGCCAUCCGGUGGCAACCUCACGGAGGCGCACGGGCAGGCACCGGCGGCCUCGCAGGAUCCGGCCACGCCGCUGGGCCCUCAGCCACGGGCCAACAGCCAGGCGGGCGAGCACGAGCAUCAGAGCCAGAGCCUCCCUCAGCUUCAGCACACCAACCAGAGUCUAGCCAGUGAUCUUGGACUUUACAGUGACUCCUUGUUACUGAACUCUCUUCUGGAUGAUCCAUACCUGGGCCUGCAGCUUACUGGCAGGCAAAAUCAGACUCUUUCUCAGCAGUUCAACAUUGACUCUCAGGUUGAGGGUUUGUGCUUUAAUCACAAUCUGAGCUCUGGUAACCCCAAUAAGGCCCAAGAUGGCUCCUACCACAGCCACCAGGGGGUGCUAGAUCUGUUGGAAUCUACAGAGCAGCAGUUCCUGAACCCAAAUCAGAAUCAGGGCUACGGCAGUGGACGACACACUGUCCCCAACAUCAUACUGACUGGAGACUCUCCACCCAGUCUGUCAAAGGAGAUCACCACUGCUUUGUCUGGAGUGCCAGGCUUUGAGGUGGACCCUUUCUCAUCAGAUGACCCGCUCAGGAUGGAUCCGCUGGCGCUGGAUGGCUUUGGCAUGCUUGCCGAUGGAGAGCUGAUGCUGGCCGACCCUGCCGUGGAGGACUCCUUUCGCUCUGACCGCCUCAAGUGAACAUGAUGAGGGAAGGAGCGAUGGAGGUACCGGGAGAAUGGAGGGAUGGAGGUGGCGGGGAUGGGUGGAAGCUUUUGGAUCCAAGAAGGGAUUGUCCCCAGCAUCUCCAAGUGAGAAGUCUUUAAGGCAUUCCAGUGAAAUUUCCCGUCUCCACCAUCUACAGGCUUGAAAACUGUUGAACAGAUUUACUGAGAGGGACCAAAUAUGUUUGUUUCUCAAAGUCUUGGUCCGCUUGUUUGUUGGGGCUUUUUUUUUUUUUUUUGGUUGUUCGGUUUUUCUUAUUGUUUUGGGUUGUUUUUUAAAAAAGUUUUUUUGCUAUAUGCGCCAGGCACUUAAUGAGAUGUUUCCUGUGAUGCAAAAGUAAAUGUAUGCAUUAGGUUGUCGUAAGUCCUAACUGCAUGUUAACAAAAUGCACUUCAGGUUACGUGACUCGCAAACAGGCAACAAGCCUGUGAUACCGGCUUGCUGGAAAGGAGUCUCGUUCCACUCGAAAAGACCACUUUAAAAUCUGUGAAAGGAGACGCUCGUUUCACAUCCACUGUUCCCCAGGGAAGGACUCUGGGAAAACAGGCCACGUUCCUUUGUGGUCACAGAAGAGGAAUCGCCAAAUACGACCAUAUGACCAAGUCGACCACGUCACUGUACGCCACUGAUUGUAAGGGUUCUACUUUUAGUACACCUGCCCCUACAGAACGAGUAUUUAUUAUUUUCAAGCUGAAACGUGGUUGCUUACAGAGACAGGAGAUUCUUGAUGUUCAUGGCCCCCACCACUGAUCUAUAUUAGCCUCAUAUUUCUAUAACGGAACGUUGAGUGUGUUCAGUCUCCCCUAAAGCUCUAAAGUCUGAAAGGUGGAGAAGUGGCUUAAUUUACACUCAUUGCACCAAAGUAUUUUUAAAAAUCAGUUUUUGCUUGAAGACAAACUCUGAAAUGUUGAAAUUAGACUUAUUUGGGACUUUUGACCAAAAGGUCUGUCCCCAAGAAGCCACCCCCGGUUCUGUUUAUGCUCCAGCUGAAAGGAAGCCUGUCUUGUGGAUGUGACCAGUGGCAGUGUGUGUCAGAGGCUGAUUUACUGGAGCUCUGUUCAACUCUUGCGUGUGCCACCCCCCACUACUGCCUUGAACAGAAAGCUGCAGUCUCGCUAAUAUUGCAUAGCCUAUGCCGUCGCAUUAAAGUUGCAUGAACUGAAUUAUCAGGAAGGUGAUUCGCACACAAAAUGGCAGCACGUUAAUGCAUCUGUGUUCUAAUGGCUGUCCCUUGUGUGGUUUGCUCGUCACUGGUGGAACGCGUUUGGAGCCAGAGAAUGCAGUUAGAUUUUCAGUCACUGUGAUAUGCACCUCGUACUGCUCCCUCUGCCUGCCUUUGCACACGCCCACUCCUGAACAAGGCCAUAUUGAAUGGACUUUAUGUAUUUUCUGUGACAAAUAAUGUGUACUAUGAAGUUUUAUUUUUUAACAGAGUUCGAGUCUAGAUGUAAAUGUAUAUAAUUGUAUUCGUAUAAUAAUAUAAGUCUAUAAAUUAAGGAAGAGAAGCCUAUUUCUGAUAGUGUACCAAAGCAUCGUCAUUCAGCAGGUUGUUUUGUUUCUGUCUGCCUUCUGUCAGUGUUUGCUUUAUCUUUGAGCUUUUUUUUUUUAUUAUUAUUAUUAGUUUGAGGUUGGUUUUUUUUUUUUUUAUCUAUCCUUGAUCAUUUUAGAAAACAUGUACAGUUGCAGUGUUUAAUGUCCCUUAAUGGGUGUUUGCUUGUUAAUAGCACUCAAGUUCAGUUACAUUUUUCCAUGUGAAAUAGAAGCAUAAGUAUGACUCAUGGCGGGAAAGCCUUUUUUUUGUUUGUUUGUUUGUUUUUUUUUGACUAACAAUAUGAAAACCAGUUGUACCGUAUUCCUGUAGGUAGAUGAAUGUAGUUCACACACUUUGUUGCCGCUUGCUCUGUACAGUGAAAGGGAUGCCUAAUGUCACCCUUGUUAGCGUUUUGGGGGAUACAAAUGCGUAACCUUGAUGUUUUCUAAAUCCCCCUCUGAGUUAGGAUCUAGUGCUCUCCUCCAUACUGUUCCCACUAGUACUUGUUUAUCCGGCAGUUUUCAUGCAUUUCACAUGCGCGUCAAAGUGCUGUACAGAUGCAAUCAAAUAAGCCAAGCAGAUAAAUAUGUUCAACAAGACAGGAAAUGUAAAAAUGAAUGCAAUGGUUAAAACUCUGAAGAAAGGACCUAAAUUUAAAAAAAAAAAAAAGGAAAAGAAUCUGAUGGAUUGCUAAAAAACUAAAGCCUUGACUUGUAAGAGGUGCCUGAUGUCUAAACAAAGUUUAGUUUCAAAUUGUGAGUGCACAGAGGUGUGGGGGUAAAUCGUAUAUUCUAUGCCAUAAUUGGCAACAUAAUUUGGUCGGGUAUACUUAGAAAUGUGUAAAAGUGCGAGAGCAUUUUGUUUUCAAGUUACUACUUUUGCGCAAAAGCUUUCUGAUUCUGUCAUGCACAUAGUGACCGGUUUUAAAGUGCAUUGUAUAAUUAUAGAGGGGCCACACCUACAGGAAAUUUACUGGUAAAACCUCCAGCAUAUACGUUGCAUCUAGAAAUUCUCAUCUGACUUAAAGUAAGCAAGCCGAUCUUUAGAAGCACUGUGAAAAAAUGGGAGUAUUGCUUUAAAAAAAGAAACGGUUAGCCAGUGUGAUGUUACUAGGCUGGAUGAAAAGCUUUUGUCAAUGUUCUAGUGGCUGCAUUUUGAACAAGCUGUAGUAUGUACAAAAUAUGUAUGUAUGUCCAUCUCCAGGUCAUCUUGACCUGGAGGGGGGAAAAAGAAUGAGUUAAUUUUUUUUUAUUUAUUUUUUUUUUAUUUUUUUGAGGCAAGGUCAUAUGCAGUGUUCUUGUGACGAAAGAAUGUGUUUUUGGUGACAUUGUUUGAUUGAUUUAAAGGUCAAAUCAUAGUUAAGAGCAACAGAUUCUUCACAUCAGACUUUAUUUUAGUGCCAGGUUAUCUAGUUUUAUUUACAUUUUUAUAUUUAACACCAGCUGUGUUAUUGAGGCUAAACGCAUAGUGGUGUGCCCUAAAGUCCUAUACGGGUCAUCUGCUGUCUUAUAUAUGCAGUAUCUUUUAUGUGAAGUAGCCUUAUGCCUGCACUAAUUUAGAUUUAUACAAAGACUGGUUGAAAACACAGUGGAUUGUGGGUACUUAAAUUGGUUUCUAAUCCAUUCCUCUGGGACUGCCAUAGCACCUGCAUUUGGCCAUGUUUAGUUCAAGCCCACUUAAUUAAAUUCAGGUAAUUGGAUAAUGCACUCUUAAUCAAAAAUGUCGUGGCGGUUGCAGUAGAGACUCAUGUAUGGAAUUACAUGGUGGCUGAGAACAGGGUGUAGAAAGUUGAUUGUGGGAAAUCAGGAGUAGUCAUUCAAAGGGCUUGUCAGCUGAAGCUGGCAUUUCUUCGUUUGCAUCACUUAUCCCCUUUGGUGCUUACUAGUCUGAGUCCACUUCCCCCUUGUGCUACAGAGCAUCCCUGGUCAUCUUAACUUCUCGAUUAUUAAAUCAGACAAUCUUAUUGAGUUGCGUUUGAGUGCAUUUAGGCAUGAUUUGUCAGCAGAUGGAUAUGAAAAGAUGGCUGGAGCUUUCACAAAGAAAGCUUGUUAAAGUCAGCGCAGGUCGCUGCUACAGUGAUCAGGUGAAAAACUGAUUUUACCCACUACAUUAGUUCAUUUACAUUUGAUAUAGCAUUUUCGGGAGGUUCUCAAACCUUCCAGGCUUCUCAUGAUGUAUAUUUAAUGAGUAUAGGAGUAAAUCCUAAUGUCAUAAAGAUAUAGCGUGUAGUAGAGCUGUACCCUCCAGAACUGUAAUGCCCAACCAAGCUUGCAGACACCAGUUAUCUGUUCCAUGUUGGUCCCUGUGAGCCUAAUCCCAGCCAGAAACUUGUAUCUAAAUUUUGCAUGUCUUGCUGCAAGAUUUGUUUGCACAUGGUUGAGUGCUCUUCUGUAAUACAUGAAAGACCAAGAGGACUGAGUUGGGAGGCACUUGGGCUGUUUAGAUAUUAAGAAAAGGGAUGCUCUGUAUUGCCCCCAGUCUUAGCAACUAAGGCUUGUUACUAAGUUAUAUUUUCAGAUAUUAAAAAGAUUUCUUUUUAUCUAAAGCCACACAAUGUUUGGGAAGAUUUUAGAUCAAGACUGUGGAAGUUAUUUUAAUGAAAUGUAUGAACAGAUUUUUUAAAACUAUUUUCAUAUGUUAUAAAUGCAUGCGUAACGGUUUAUGCACGCUUUUGACUUCUAUCUGCACUGUAGAAUCAGCUUUGGACUUGCCAUCAAUGUAUUAAAUGAAUACCCGCUGCAAGGUUAAUUAAAACGCAGUUAUAUUUUCUGCCACAAGAGGUAGCUGUUGAACAGCUUGGAGCUAAAUCGUGCUCUGAAGAGAUUGCCAUGUUUUUUGACGUGAUUAAAUGUUAUUUUCUGUGUCAUUGUGCUUGAGCCUGUAAUUGUUUCGUAGCUUAUUUGUAGUUUGAAUAUAGAAAAAAAAAACUAAAUAUUUGAUUUGUCAUACCUUUACAAAAGUUACUCUUAAUUUUCAUUAUUUUGAUAACCAGGGAAUCGACCAUUGUUGUAAAUAAUAUACCUAAACCAUAGGUGCUUCUAACAGAAUAUUUUUAAGACUGUAUCAUGACGAUAUUUUACAAAAAAAAAUAAAAUAAAGAAUUUAAUUGAAUGUG